GUUCUUCUGCGAGGUUCAGCGCUUCAGGGGUUGAGCAAGCAAGAGUGGGCUGUUUCGGGCUGCCGAACUGACGUAACGGGCCGCGCUAUUCAUUGCGGCGAAGCUCUUCUCAAAGGCACCUUUCCAGACAGGUAAAGGUUCGGGUGCUUCCAUACAAUCAUUCUCCGGGACCGUGGUUGAACAGCACUAUUUUUCUGAGUUAUAUUGCCUACCUAACUUGUUAAUCUCAUAAUACUACCUGUACCACAGGCUCACUGUGUUGAGUGAGCUUCACCUGCAGCUGCUUGCACCUUGCUUGGCGUGUGUAAGCAAGAAGGCUGAAGCUGCCCGAGCUGCCAUCAUUUGUUUCGGCUAAUACAUUUUCACAACAAUACCGAGAAUCAACAUAUCACAACAGUCAAAAUGUCGAUACGCAUAGCUCUGGAGAACCCGCCCGAGUUCUACACGAACUUGGAUAUCAUGAAGGGCCAUGUCGUGCUCACCCUUAGCCGGCAUGAGACAGUGGGCGCCAUCAUCGUGAAGCUUGAGGGAGAGUCAAGGACGGCCCUGGGAAUCCCAAACGACAACUCUAGCACCGGAGUACCGCACAGAGAAAUGCCAUCGGCCGGGGACAUCAUCUACGAAAACCACAAGAUUCUCUACAAGGUAGCCCAGGCAUUUCCCAACGAGAACGCUCCACCUCAGGCCGGUCCCAUCGUACUCAACCCAGGUCAGCAUCAUUUUCCCUUCCAGUUCAAGUUUCCCUUCAACAACUCAUGUGGCAACGCCGAAGCCAUGGCCAAGAUUGGAGGUGUUGUGAAUGCCGGUGGAUUCGCUCCAGGAGCUGGACUAUUUGGACUAGGCGGAAUCCGCGUGAUGGACGGGACCAAGCAGUUGAUGUACUCUCACGUUACGAAGACGUUACCUCCUAGUUUCACGGGAUUCCCUGGCGAGGCAGAGAUUCGAUACUACGUCAAAGUCACGAUACAAAGGCCGGGCUUAUUCAAGGAGAAUUGGAGAUAUCAAAUAGGACUCAAAUUCUUACCCAUCGAACCACCCAGACCACCAAAAAGCAACCAAGAGGCAUAUGCCAGGCGUCCAUUCGCCUUUGCGCCUCGCACGCCACCUUCCACGGCGCCACCGUCGACUAAGAAGCGGACCUCGUUCUUUGGAAGGAGUACCACUCCGCAACCACCACCCCCGGUUGGCGGACCCUCGAACCCAUCCUCGUCGGCCGAUGCCAGCUUAGCAACACCGCCCUCGAUCGAGAUGUCUGCUCGCCUCCCACAUCCAGCUAUUCUGACAUGCAAUAAGUCAAUACCACUACGACUUAUCGCCAAGAAACUGGCACCCAGCAAUGGAGAGGUGUACCUCGUAGCUAUACAGAUUGACCUCAUCGGCAAGACCAUCGUACGAUGUCAGGACUUGGUCAACAACGAGUUAAACCGUUGGGUGAUAGUCUCACGCCAGGGUCUUUCCAUACCUGUAUCCAAGCCAGACGACGCCGUAGGAACCGAGGUUGUCCUUCCCGAUGCCAUCUGGAACAACGUGCCUCUCCCCAACACCGUCAUGCCGAGUUUCCAGACGUGUAAUCUGAGUCGUGAGUACCAACUGGAAGUCAAGCUCGGACUCGCCUGGGGAAAGCCAGACGGCGCCAACCACGCCUCCAACAGCUCCUCUUUCUUUGGCGGUUCUAACCGGAACAAGGGCAAGAACCUUGCCAACAUCCCGCAGGAGAUCCACCUCCCCCUCAACUUCAGCAACGUCCAAGUCUUCUCCGGUCUCACUCCCCCAGCAGAAUUGGUAGAGGCCAUGCGUCAAGGACGAACACGACCAGCCAGGAAACAAACCGGUCCCAAUGGUCGUCCUCCACAGCAACAACCUCAACCACAGCCCAAUAUCCCACCUCAAGGUGUGGCUUCUUCAUCACGCCCACUUGCACCAGUGCUGCCGCCUAGACCGGUGGCAGCCACACCACAGAACGAUGCCUCGGAAGCGGCGCUUUACCCGCCUCAGUUAAGACCCGGACAAGACGCACCGCCGUAUGACGAUGCGCCCCCUACAUAUGAGGAGGCAAUGGCGGAGGAGAUGACUGGGCCGGUUUUUCCAAGCACGGCAAGACCGGCCUACAGCGGAGUGACGGAUGAGAAUGCGGCGAGUAGUUUGCCUGAGAAAAAUUAGCCUUUAACUUUUCCGAGGGAUGAGAAUGGAAAAGGAGGAUCAAGUUAUUUUGAAGCAUUUGCUGUUGAGGGCAUCGGCCUUAUCACACACUGAAAGAGAUUCCCUAGCUCUUCUCUCUUUUUUCCUUCUUUUU
This is a messenger RNA of Podospora pseudopauciseta, 2293 nucleotides long. RefSeq lists its product as uncharacterized. Gene Ontology annotation, biological process: ubiquitin-dependent endocytosis. The transcript has 2 exons. NCBI's taxonomy places the organism in Eukaryota, Fungi, Ascomycota, Sordariomycetes, Sordariales, Podosporaceae. Gene Ontology annotation, cellular component: cytoplasm; cytosol. The coding region runs from base 403 to 2160 and encodes 585 amino acids. The record is from RefSeq and is a predicted model, not a curated record. Gene Ontology annotation, molecular function: protein-macromolecule adaptor activity; ubiquitin protein ligase binding.